Radiomyces spectabilis is the source of this 1737-nucleotide messenger RNA. RefSeq lists its product as uncharacterized. The record is from RefSeq and is a predicted model, not a curated record. NCBI's taxonomy places the organism in Eukaryota, Fungi, Mucoromycota, Mucoromycetes, Mucorales, Radiomycetaceae. The transcript has 11 exons. Bases 17 to 1645 code for a protein of 542 amino acids.
GUAACCUCUUUAAACUAUGGUCCGUUCCAAGAAGCAGUCGACACCUGAAGAGGAGAAAUUGGUGUCCAAAUUCCUCAAAGAAGAUGCUGUCACCACAUGCAAAAUGAAAGCUAAAAACGGUCUCAAAUGGCAUGAAAUCCCUGUGCCUGCCUGUGUACAGGUGCAACCUAUCCUUGCCAAACUGCGCGAAGUCAAACAAGUUUUUGAAGACUAUAUUGAGUCUGAACACGAACCCUGGAAACUUUCAAUGGCUGAAAGUGAGGAAAUUGAAAAGGUUCGCAAGGACAAUGUAUUUGGUGAAGAAGUGACCGAAUCCGAAAUGGAUAUCAUUCAAAAACGCGUCGCGCUCCAGCAACGUCAGUUUGCUGAAUUUGAGCGAAGAGAAAACGACCGCAAGUCGAAAAAGAUCAAGGCCAUUUAUGAUUAUCUGACCAGCGAAGAAAUUGAUGAAAUGCUCAUCGAUUGCGAGCACGAUGAGGAUGAAGUCAUUGUCCGCUUGACUCAAAAUGGUUAUCUCUUGGGAAUCCGUAAAAUCAUUGCUACAAAGCAUGCGCCUGAAGUAGAAACCAAACACAACCUCAUGAGCGAAGAACAACAAGAAGCCUAUAAGCAGCUCUUGAAGAAGCGUUCUGAAACCCUCAAAAAGACGACCAAUGACACGGCAAAGAAGCAAUAUCGAAUGGGAGGUCGUUUGGCCUUGGACGAUGCUCUGAAACAAGUGCAGGAAAAUCAGGUGGAUCUGGAGAAAGCGUUUGAAGGCUGGUCGCAAGCGCGAAUUCGGGCGUAUCAAAUGAUCGAUCAGAACCCCAACAGUUACUACUACCGUUUCAAUGCGCCAGGCGAGGUGCAACGGAAAGGACAAUGGGCGGAUGAUGAAAGAGAAAUAUUUUUCAAGCGUCUGGAAGAAGUGGGCGCCAAUGGCCAAUGGGGCAUUUUUGCCAUGAAAGUGCCUGGCCGUGUUGGAUAUCAGUGCUCCAACUUUUACCGUUUGUUGGUAGAAACGGGUGAAAUCAACGAUCCAAAUUACGUGUUGGAUGAAAAGGGCAAAGCCCAUUAUCUGUUUGACAAGAAAACGGCGACUGGCGAAGUCGAAAAGACGUUCCGUACACACAGCAAGCAUGGUGGUGGACGUGCGACGGCCAGUUCCUCUUCGGGCACCCGACGUCGAGCUUCUCCGUCUGGGGAAAAGAAGACUCCGAAAAAAAGAAAGAGAAACACUCGAGGAUGGAACAGCGACGAUGAUGAUGAAGAGGACGACUUUGAAGAUUACAAUGACGAUUCCGGUACAUUCACCAUGAGCAUGCGCACCACGCGACGAACACGUGCACGUAUGGAUGCGGAAGGAACGGUCAACGAUGAUACCAACAACCAAGAAGCCGAUGAACUUGACAGUGAUGAAGACCUGAACCUUGAUAAUCCAUUGCCAGGAUUUAUUGAUCCCAUCACUUUGGAUGAAGUAGUGAAGCCCGCCAUUUCCAAAUAUGGCCAUGUGAUGGGUUAUGACAGCUGGGUCCGUUGCUUGACCAACUGGGAGGGAAAGAAGAAUAUCUGCCCGCUUACGAAGAAACCGCUCACCAAGCGCGACCUUGUUAUUUUGACGCAUGAAAAUAUUGAGGAAUACAGAUCCCAAAUCCUCAACGUCUAAAAGGAUGGUCACCUUUUUAGAAAUGUAUAUAACCCAUCGCCCAUCGAUUUGCAUUGAAUAAAAGCGUUCAAAAAAAGAAUGAUUCGAAAAAG